CUAAACAUCAUCAGUAGCUACACACGCGGUGACGUCACGUCGUCGGAUAGUGCACCCGUCGACAUGCAAGGUUUGCGUUUGAUAAAGGCGUGACCUUCUGUUGACGAGAUGCUAUCAGCCGCUGAGAUUGCGUCUGAAAAUAAAUCUCAACCCCUCGGUCUCUCACUGGACAUCUUGCCUCACUGCUGGACACAUCGAUAGUAGACUACCAUGCAGGGAUUCAUUCUCGUCACGUUCUGUCUCGUUCUCUUGUCUCCUCGAGCGCUCUCCUCGACGCCUGAUCCACACCGUGCAAUGGAGCUUUUGACGUUCGAUUUGUACCUCAAGUUUACAGACCAGGAAGAUGUGCCGGAGUUGAAUGGCACCAAUGGUUAUAAGCAGCUGCUGCAUGAGGUCUUCACGGGCAUCACGAAUCUGACGGCGGUCGCUCAGAUUGAGAAGCGGGUCGUGCUUUUCCAGAUGUUUUUGAUGGACCAUCAAGAUCACGACUUGCACGUACACUUGAUUGUGGCGACUAACUCGUCAGACAGUUGGACUCUAACGACUGCUCAUUUUGUAAAUAAACUGGUGACUAUCAUGAGGUCUGUAGCCUUGAUUGUGCGUGUUGAUCAAUAUCCCACUUCCGGUCCUGAUGUACUUGUGGGAACGACAAUGUCUGGUACUGCAUCUGUGUCUAGUACUGCAUCUGCCUCUGUGGCUGGGUUGAGUGUCUCAUCUGAUGGUGUUAGGCUUGUGACGUCAUUUCGAGUAUCAGACAGUACUACGACAUCAACGACUGCAGUGACUGAUGGAUAUGAUUACAAAUUGUCAGGAGCAAAGGACAACUCUGCAGGAUUGAGUCUUCUUGGUUGUCUAGUUGUGUUGAGCGUGUGGAACUGUGUGAGAUGAAAAUGCAGAUUCUAAUUCUACUAAGACUGUUCAUUACUCGAGAAGCAUGCGACUUGCUACAUUUUUCAUUAUCCUGAAUUUCUGUUUACAGAUGACGACAUGACGAUGUGUAUUAACAUCUUAAGCUAUUGGAAUUAUUUAUAUGUUAGUAUUACAAAAUAUGAUGCCUGGUCUGAAUGCAA
Messenger RNA from Corticium candelabrum, 1070 nucleotides. RefSeq lists its product as uncharacterized. The transcript has 4 exons. The coding region runs from base 211 to 888 and encodes 225 amino acids. The record is from RefSeq and is a predicted model, not a curated record. Lineage: Eukaryota; Metazoa; Porifera; Homoscleromorpha; Homosclerophorida; Plakinidae.